AUGGACGCCGUCGUCAGCAUCACCAGCGACAACUCCAGCCCCGCUAUCGACAACAGCAUCAAAGACAGCGCGUCGUACUCGUUGAGCACAGUCUGGAAUGCGUCGUCGCUCAAUGGUAACCCGUACCUCCUUGGCGUCACGUCGGCAGUGACGCAGAUCAUUAUGAGCUUCGAAACCGGCCUUCUUUCGUGGGCAACUGGCAAUCCGGGCGCCAACGUAUGGCUGACGAGCGGCUCGCCAGGCUACCCUCUCGCGCUUGCGGCUGACGCCAACGGCAACGUCGUGUACGCAGACCCAUUGGUGAGCAAAGUCACGGCCCGGCAGUCGUAUUACAUGCCCGUUUCAACGUCCAACACGAAUCAGUACAAGACAGUCGCCGCUGGUGUCUCUGGGCCGCGGGGCGUCGCCUUCUGUCAAUGCACUUCGUGCUCGGCUUACGCGACGGCGUUUGUCGCAAACACUCUGGACAACAGCCUCGUUCGCAUCUUGCUGGGAUCGAACGUGACCUCGGUGCUAUCGUUCACGGGUACCCUCAACCGUCCCACAGCUCUGGCCGUCGACCAACAGUGUGCGUAUCUCUACAUUGCUGACACGGGCAACCAUUGUUUUCGCCGCGUAUCCCUCACGGCGACAGCACCAACCAUCCUGGAAACGAUUGCCGGCACGUGUGGAACGUCGGGGUAUGUUGACGGCGAUAGAUACGUCAGCCUCUUCAACACGCCUCAAGGUCUCGCAGUCGAUGGCAACAACACCUUGUACGUCAGCGACACGGGCAACCACGCGAUCCGAAAAAUCACCUCUUUGGGGUCCGCGACGACGAUUGUCGGUGCUGGUGGUGCGAACGGUUUUGCAGAUGACGCCCCACUUCCAGUAUCGGCGUCCAUGGUGACGGACGGCGGCACGUACACCGUGUCGACGGUCUUUGACGCAUCGCCAGUCAACUGGGUUCUCAGCACCGGUCUUUUGCGCGUACCGAGCCCCUUUAUUCUUGUGGGCACCGACUUCGGCCUCUUUGCGGCCAAUGCUUCUACGAACAUCUCACUCGCCGACGAUACUGGUCUCGGACUGCCGUUCGCGCUGGCUGUGGACGUCAAUGGCACCGUUCUGCUGGCGGACCCCGCGUCGGAUCGUGUUGUGUCGCGUCUCAACAGUUUGACGCCAGUGCCCGCGACGGACGCAAGCGUAUACUCUACGCUGCACAACGUAAACGUCUCGGGACCACGGGGCGCUGUCGCCUGCCCGUGCGUUGGAUGCCCCUGUGGCGGCAAGACCUACAUUGCGAAUACGCUCAACAACAGCAUUACAAUCCUGGAGGAUGGUGUAGCGUCGUCGCUGGCCUUUGAUGGUACCCUUAAACUGCCGACAGCGCUCGGCAUCGACAGCCUCGGAUCGACACUCUACAUCGCCGACACGGGCAACCACUGCAUCCGCUCGGUUGCAUUGGACAGCACAGCGUCGACGCUCACCACCGUUGCCGGCACUUGCGAUACAUGGGGGUACAUUGACGGUACGCCAUCAUCAACGCUCUUCAACUCGCCGCAAGGCCUCGCGCUUGACGCCGACGGUAACAUCUACGUGAGCGACACGGGCAACCACGCGCUUCGGAAGAUCACGUCGAGUCUCGUGACGACCAUUGUCGGUCAGGGCGGCGUGUACGGAUUCCGCGACGGAAUUCAGUAUACCGCCAGGCUCCACUCGCCGGUGGGGCUCGUCGUCUAUGCACCCUUCCCGAAUGCCCUCGACAUAUUUGUUGUCGACUAUAACAACCAGCGCUUGCGCCAAGUACACCGAGAACGACGAUAG
Molecule: messenger RNA, 1803 nt
Organism: Saprolegnia parasitica CBS 223.65
Lineage: Eukaryota; Oomycota; Saprolegniomycetes; Saprolegniales; Saprolegniaceae
Exons: 3
Coding region: 1-1803 (600 amino acids)
Molecular function (GO): protein binding
Source: RefSeq, a predicted model, not a curated record